CCAAUGGGUAAUGUGAAAGUGGGGGCGCCGCAUAUAAAAGGCUCACCUGGGCACACAAUUUGCAUUCAGUCGCGUUUAUCCAAAGUGUUCGUGUGGAUUUGCCACCCUGUCCCAAUUUCUCUCGCAUUUCUUCUAAUCUACCUUAGUUAAGAUGUUUAAGUUGCUUGUGAUUUCCGCCGUGAUGGCGUCCGCCCUUGCUGGGAUUAUUCACGACGAUUACGGACACGGUGGCGGUGGUGGCGGUGGCGGUAGUGAGACAGAUCAUCACGUUGAGGUGGACCACAAACACGCAACGUCCCAUCAGAGCUUCAAAGUGCACCACUUCCAUGCUGUGCCGGUGUACAUUAAGAAGGAGGAUCAGCACCUGCUCAAGCAUCCCGUUGAGGUGUCUGGAGUCAAGCACAAGCUGAAGGUCCUCCAUCCAGAGACUGAACACUCCCACGGGCAUGGAUUGACACUGGAGAAUCACAGUGAAUUCGAGGAUAAGACGCUUGGCGGCUAUCACGGUGGUGGCUUCAGUCAUGGCGGACACGAAGGCGCCGCUUCCUACUCGGGCGGCUUUGAGCACUACGGUGGUGGCGGUGAUGACGGCGAUCACGGUGGCCACGAAUACCACGACAUCCACGUGGGGCAUCACGAAUAGAGCGUAUCUCCCGCUCUGCGUUUCCAACUGUAGAUCAUUGAGCCAAUAAAAGCGACUGUUAAGUUAUAAACAA
Messenger RNA from Lutzomyia longipalpis, 716 nucleotides. Its product is annotated as probable zinc transporter protein DDB_G0282067. The transcript is spliced from 2 exons. Bases 152 to 643 code for a protein of 163 amino acids. NCBI's taxonomy places the organism in Eukaryota, Metazoa, Arthropoda, Insecta, Diptera, Psychodidae. The record is from RefSeq and is a predicted model, not a curated record.